Molecule: messenger RNA, 5120 nt
Organism: Onychostoma macrolepis
Lineage: Eukaryota; Metazoa; Chordata; Actinopteri; Cypriniformes; Cyprinidae
Gene: cfap74
Product: cilia and flagella associated protein 74
Exons: 39
Coding region: 131-4918 (1595 amino acids)
Source: RefSeq, a predicted model, not a curated record
GUUGCCAUGGAAACAACAGCAACAAAAGGAUUUCUUUCUCCUGACCUGCUGUCGGUUUGACACGCUGCGACUUCAGACGAUAGAAAGUUGACAGGGAAAACCAAUAAUUUGUUGACUUGGAGACGUGAAUAUGGCGAAUAUUGCAGAUCUUUCAACACCUGCAUCUGAGCAAGAGCCACGUAAUAUUGGCGCACAGGAGCACACAGACGAGAUUGGCACGUGGGAUGACAGCUUCGGGUUUGAGGAUGACUUCCCUGAUUGGUCCACAGGAAUCGACAGCUGGGAAGUGAGUGAUUGCGAAGAUGGAAGUGACAAAGGUGGGGAAAAGCAAAACACCGACAAGAUACGCAUGUUCAAGCUACAAAAAGUUCUGGAUCAACUGGACAUCUUUUACCAACAGAAGAAACUGGAUGUACUACAGGCCAGGGAGGAACUUAAAGCAUUUCAACUUCAUGUGACUAACCUGGAGGAAUUGAGAGACAAGAUUGAGGUGGAUAUGGAAAGAGAGAAACAAGCUGAGAACAGCGUGGCACUGUUUCGGCUCCGUGCUCAGCACAAGUGUAUGUGCGCUGAGCUGCAGGUGGAAGAAGAUCUGGGUGCUCAUUUAGCCAUGAUCUUGAAAGAGCAUGAGCUGGAGCUGUGUCAGGUGGAAGUAGAACUGGGUCGCUUCUCGUCUCUGCGUCAGGAGCUUGAUCUGGAGGAGAAGAACAUCCAGUCUCAGGACAAGAAGAAACAAAAGCUCAGGCUCCAACGAGAGAAGAAUGUUAUCAAAGAACGUAAACAUAAAGCACAACGUGACAAAAUAGAAAACAACAAGGCUUUACAAGAGGAGGUGGAUGUUCAAAGGAAACAACAGCAACAGGCUGUUGCUAGCCAUCGCAAAGCGGCUGUCUACCUCAACCAGACAUUACAGAGGAUGAAACGGAAAGAGGCUGAGGCAGAAGAGAGGAGGAAGGAGCUAAUAAAGAAGAGGCAGACAGCAGUAAUGACACUUAAAGCCAGUUUUGCUGCAAAUCAGGAAACUCUGUGUGCUAGAAAACAACGACAGAAAGCCUAUGAACAGAAACAGAGAGAGCGAGAGCAAAACUUAAAAGAGUCGCUGGAGGCCAAAGGAUUGAACAGCACCGAACUCAUUCACCGACAAAGACUGCAGGAGUGCUUCAACAAGAAAAUUGCGGAAUUUGAAGAUACACAGAGGGUGGGGCACAUGGAGAUUGUGGCUAAAUUGCUCUUGGAACAGAACAUUAAGGAAGGGUGUAGAAAAUCUCCUGCACUGAGCCAUGAGAAAAAACAUGAUGAGAAACUUUUGCAGAACUUGCUGCCUCCAUCUGCACUUACAAGGAGAGAGGAAAGGAAUGUAAUGUCAAGUUCCAGAGCAUCUUGUGUCAGGUCCCACAGUAUUGGUGACAGUGAUGUCAGUUCCUCUUUAGAUUCUGCAGAACUGAAGUGGGGAGAGCGUGUAGAAAUGGAGGAUGAAGAUGAAGGUGAGAUGAGCCUGGCCCAGCCUGAGUUCACCGGCCUUUGGGAAAACAAACACAAAGAUAAUACGGCAACAUCAGAUGAAAAUUUUCAACUUGAAACAUCUUAUACCACUAUAAAGACGGACAUGAACCAAAGUUUGGUUUCAAAAUUGACAAAAAAGAAUGUAAAGAGUAGAGAAUCAAAAGGACCACCAUUCAUCAGCAAACCAGAGGUUAUUCUGUUUAAGGAUUGCGAUGUGGGGAAGAUCUACAAGAAGAAAGUCAUGCUCACAAAUGUCACAUAUAUGACUAAUUACUGUAAGCUGUUGGGAGUGUCACAGAAUCUUAAAGAUUAUGUGUCAGUGAGUUUUGAGCCACCAGGGCCCAUGUCUGCAGGCAUGGCUUGUGAACUGGAGGUUAUAUUUAGACCUUUGCUUGAUGUGGAUUUGGGUGGAAUGAUUCAUUUUCAGUCAGCUACUGGCCCUUUUUCUGUUGCCAUUAAGUGCUCCAAGAAAAAAUGUGAGAUGGUUGUUGAUCAAUGUCUUGUGGAUUUUGGUACUCAUGUGGUUGGACAGAAAGUUUCACGAGUAAUCACCUUGACCAACAGAGGAGCCCUAGGCACUCGUUACAUGCUGACCCCCAUCACAUAUGGCCCCCUUCAGCAAUGCUUCACAAGCACACUGGUUUCUGGUAAAACUGCCAGUGCUGAGAUGCCCAGUGUGAAUGUAGACAACACAGCAGAAAUUCCAUCAGGCACAGAGAACACAGGAGAUGCCGCUCACAUUGACCUAAAACCAGGUGUGUCUCCUGUCAGCAGUCGUAGUCCUGAUGAGCUUUUGAUGGCUGAUCCAGGAUUAGUGGAUACUACAGUGGAGCAGCAGAGCACCUUUGAGCCAACUGAGUUUAGCAUUGCAGAGGCUUAUGUUGGUGAUGUCGGCCCAUUUAUGAGUGUCAAACUACCCAUCAUCUUCACACCAUCGAUUCCAGGGGAGGCAAAACUGGAUUUCCAAAUCACGUUUUCUCAACUUAGUUGUGAACCGAUUGUGGUUUCAGUUUCUGGGGUGGCAGAGAGCGCACCUGUUUGGGUGACCAAGCCAAAUAUUGACCUAAAAAUCUGCAUAUAUGAUCGACUUUAUCAGGACAGCAUUGAAGUUCAAAGCAGGGCCAGCACAGCUCUCAGAUUGACAUUCAAGGUGUGUAAAGAGAUGAGGAACCAUAUGUCCAUCUUGCCUAAAACAGGAUUUAUCCAGGCCAAAUCCAGCUUCAGUGCUCAGCUGAAAUUUCUGCCCAGACAGAGCUUGUUUGCAGAUGCCAAAAGCUUCUUCAAUAAAGACACAAGAGUUCUGGAGGUUCCCCUGACUGUACAAGUAGCUGAUCAGGUGAAGCCUGUCCUGUUUACGGUCCAUGCGGUUGUCACCAACUCUGACCUGCGGUUCGACCACACUGAGGUGGACUUUGGACACUGCUCCAUUUAUGAGUCUGCUCAGAUUGCAGUGCGUCUCACGAACUGUUCCUUAUUAGCUCAGGAGUUUGGCUUUGUGGGUAUUCCUAAGUUUAUUGACAUCCAGCCUAAUGAUGGUUUUGGCACUUUGUUGCCUUCACAAUGCAUGGACAUUUACUUGAUCUUCAGUCCAUCGAAGGCAGGGGAAUACAACUUCACACUCACAUGCAAAACAAACAUUAACAGAGACUUCCUGUUGUCUUGUCAUGCAACUGCCAUCCAGCCUUCCUUGAAACUCUCUGAUUGUUUGGUUGAGUUUGGAGGGACAGCGGUGGGAGACCGAACCACUGCAGUAUUGUAUGUGGAGAAUAUCAGCGCAGGGCCUGAGGCUGCAGCCCGGCUCUUCACCUUCUCUGUUCCAGAAAACUCUGACAUCACCAUCACACCUACUUCAGGAAGAGUUCUACCUGGACAGAAGUGUCUGGUCCAGGUUACAUUCAGCCCAACACUGUCUGAUCACGUCAUCAAUGCAGAAGCUCUUCGCUGGAGAGAGGAGUUUCAUACUGACACCAGCAACUGCCAACAUACAGAACCUGAUGCCAAAAGCAAAAUGGAGACCCUGUUGCUUUUGGUAAAAGAUCAUGGUAGCAAAGUGAUGCCUGCAAAUGGCAGCCCCUUCCAUUCCCCAAGCCCAGCAGAUAUUCAGGCAGGCUCUUUUGAAUAUUUGGCUGUAAAGGCUUCACUUUUGCGCUCUUUUACUGAGCGUCACGUUCGCUAUGUCAUAUCCUGCUUCAACUCUUCAUCAGACAUAGUGCUGGAAACACCAGAGGAGCCCAGAUACAGCCCACAUGAGACGCUCUAUCUGGAGUUACGCUGCCCAGCCAUCAGACCAGCAUUACUGCUCAUCUCUGACAGUGGACACAACACCAUCCACUUUAAUCAGGUGGCAGUUGGUCAGAAAGUGUUGAAAAAGUUGAUAAUCCAGAACAUUUCAUCAGAGACUGUAAAGCUGACAUCAUCACUGCUGGAUGUGACUGGGCCAUUUUCUGUGCUGAAUGCCAUGCGUUCCAUCGGUCCUGAAGAGACACACAUGAUCCUGAUCGCAUUUACACCCUCUCUGGCCAAGAAGUACUAUGAAACACUGGAGGUGAGCUGCAGUCAGAUGUCGCUGGAGCUCGCAUUGAGUGGUGAAGCUGUAAAUCCCAUCAUCACCUGCUCAAAUGAAGGACACAUUAACUUCGACUAUGUUCCUGUAAAUGAGAGCGCCUCACAAGUGUUCAGGCUGCAGAACAUGUCCUCACUGGAUGUGCAGUUCAGUGUGCUUUUAGAAGAACGGGACGACCGGAUCCUGGCUGUACAUGUGGGUACUCAGAACUACAGUGGGAUGAGUGUGUUCCGUGUGUCGCCGUCAGGGGGAGCUAUUACUUCUGCGGGAGCUGUUGACAUUACUGUGACCUUCCAUCCCGAUCAUGAGAGUCUCCAUUACAGAGAUCUUCUCACUGUGCAACUCAUGAACAAACAAACGGUGUGUGCGCUGGAGCUCCGGGGUUCUUCAUGUCGACACAAUAUGUUUGUCUGUGGUGGGGAUCCAGUAGUCGUCUGUUCUGAAUCACUCAUCCCAUCUCAUAUAUACACAUCAGGACUCAUGAAACAUGAAGAUAGUAAGCGUUUGCUACUGACACUCAGGAGUGAAUAUCAAGAGGGCAGAGCAAUCGUAGCCACACGCAGACUUCACGUCGGAUGUGUCUUCAGCACAAAACCAACCACAAAAAAAACGGUUGAGUUUACCUGGGAGAAUAUCUCACCUGUUGAGCAGCAGGGCUUCAAAGUGGCACCGAUGCAAGGAAGUGUGGAUGCAGGACAUAGAUGUCCCAUCACCAUCUCCUGGAUGCCACCUAGUGGUCUCGCUCCGAACUCAGUGCUGCAAGCGUGUGCUCUGCUGACCGUCAGAGGAGAUGAGACUGACGUUUACCGAGUCACUCUGAUGGCCCAUACAGAUAAAAAUACAGCCACAUAGAAUUCCAUUCAAAAUGUGUGCCAUGAUUUAUUAUUAUAUAAUUCACUGUCACUGAAUCUUGAUAUUUGUUUAAAUCUAGCUGAAGACAUCCUUUUGAUCAUUAUUGAUUUUGUAUAGGUUUUUAUGCUCUGUAUUUGAAUUGCUUUAUCUGUAAUGUGCUGUCAGUACACUGUGCAACAAUAAAUAGCAACGAUGUACAAAA